CGCCAUGUCAGUCUGUCCCUCUAUCAUUCUAUCUAUCAAAACUAUCCAAACACGUUCCGUUUCCGAAACUAUCUUUGUUCACAAGUACUUGUUUAAAAUAUUUAUAUGCUUCCGAUGUGUUAAAUUGUGUUUCCAACUUUGAAAAUAAAAGAGUGAAACAUCUAAAAGAUAUGCAGUAAUUCUAAUGAACAUCUUCAACGAGAAUAGAUUUAAACAUGAUAUACGUAGUCAGCAAUUUCUCAUACUAUAGCAAAAACCGCUUAAUAAUUUGACAAAUACAUAGGAACUCUUUAACAUUUACACAAAAUUGAAUAAAAAACUAAAAGACAUAAUAUCGAUAUCAGUGACGCAACGUCACUGGUUGUGACUUCGAAACCCACGGAAUGUUGUCGAAUAUCUCCUCCUUGCCAAUAAAAUGUGGAGCUUUCGGCCUCACUGUGAGAACGACGUACAAUUGUUCUCGUAUAGGUAACCGCGACUGGGUGGGUCACGGGGUCAAUGGUAUGGCUAACUACAAGGAUGAUGCCCAUUUCCCGUUCCCUGCUGUGCGUUUCAAGGAGAACACCAGGGAUAUCUGUGCUCUUCGUGAGAAGGAGAAGGGGGACUGGCGGCUACUUUGCUGCGAAGAAAAGAAGGCUUUAUACCGGGCGUCGUUCUGCCAAACAUUCUCGGAGUUCCAGCAUCCGACGGGCCAGUGGAAGUUUUGUGUUGGCUGGGCGCUGUUCCUCACUUCCUUCACCUUCUGGAUGGUCAUGUUCAGCCACUACUAUGUAUGGGAACCUCUACCGAGCUCGUUCUCAAAGGAAUCGCAGAAGGCUCAACUUCGAAGAAUGCUCGAGCUACGCGUGGCACCGAUUGAUGGGCUUUCCUCGCGUUGGGACUACGACAACGAUCGAUGGAAGAAAUAAUUCUUGCAGUGAAUAAGCCAGAAGUGACGUUAUUUAAUUAUUAUUUUAAUUUACAUUUAAUUUUAACUUGUUUAAAAAAGCUUGUUCAGUUUAUUGGUUAUAUUAAAAUAAAUGCUAUUAUUUUUA
Messenger RNA from Pieris napi, 1034 nucleotides. RefSeq names its product cytochrome c oxidase subunit 4 isoform 1, mitochondrial-like. Gene Ontology annotation, biological process: mitochondrial electron transport, cytochrome c to oxygen. The coding region runs from base 384 to 908 and encodes 174 amino acids. Lineage: Eukaryota; Metazoa; Arthropoda; Insecta; Lepidoptera; Pieridae. The transcript is spliced from 4 exons. The record is from RefSeq and is a predicted model, not a curated record.